Aspergillus luchuensis is the source of this 1698-nucleotide messenger RNA. RefSeq lists its product as uncharacterized. The record is from RefSeq and is a predicted model, not a curated record. The transcript has a single exon. Lineage: Eukaryota; Fungi; Ascomycota; Eurotiomycetes; Eurotiales; Aspergillaceae. Gene Ontology annotation, molecular function: oxidoreductase activity; 2 iron, 2 sulfur cluster binding; pyridoxal phosphate binding. The coding region runs from base 1 to 1698 and encodes 565 amino acids.
AUGCCGCAAAGAACGGGUAUCCAAUCCACCAGAAACAUCCCGAAGGAGGCUGUCUCCACGCUUGAGCAUGCGCCCGUUCCUGAAAAGAGUGUUGUUUUGCAGGUGCGGGCGGGGAAGGUGCAAAAAGGAGCCUUGGGAGGAGAAAUAACCUCCGCCAUCUACAAACAGGAGCACGACGGGCCCAUCUUUUGCUCUUCGACCGGCUUCACUGGGGAUGAACAUGCUUCUUGGAGGCACGGUGGGACGGAGCGCGCAGUACAUCAGUACAACCCAGACCACUACGCGGAUUGGCAGGCAGAGAGCGCCCCAGAACCGCAUCUGUACCAGAUCGGGGCCUACGGGGAGAACCUGGUUACGACCAACCUGAGUGAAGACAACGUGUGCAUUGGGGACGUAUUCCAGCUCGGCAACGACGUUUUGCUGGAGGUGAGCGAACCGAGACAUCCAUGUCACAAGCUCAACUCCCGCUUCCGAUGGCAGAGAGCGUUGAACCGUACAAUACGGACCGGACGGUCUGGCUGGAACAUGCGCGUUUUACGGACUGGACAUGUCUGCAAAGGCGAUUCAAUCACGUUAAUCAGGCGGCCGUUCCCCCGGUGGUCUGUUCUGAACGUACAGCGAGUUAUCAGAGGAAAACAGGUCCCUCUCCACCUGUUGGCGGAAUGCACCCAACUUCCAAUGACAGAUUUAUUCCUAGGUCUGACCAAGGAUCGAUUGACGCAGGCUCCAAAGACCUAUACGCUAGUUGACGCUCAGUACGUCACACCGCGCGUCAGGAAGCUCACGUUCGAGUUGAAGGAGCCUAUAGUUCUCACGAAUCCUGGAUUUGAUCCUUACGCUUUUGCUCAAAUUACUUUUGGGCCACGCUCUGCAUUUUCUCGGUCGUAUUCGAUCGUCAAUGGCGAUCUGCACAAGUUCAGUCUUGGAGUGGCCCUCGAUCGUCAAUCACGGGGCGGUUCAGUAUACCUUCACAACGAGCUAAAAAUCGGGGAUGAGAUCGGGAUGGCCCCGGGGACGAACCCCAAGGCGCAAGAAAAUGACGCAAAAUGUGACCAGAGUUUGACCUGUGUUGUCAUCGUUGGGGGCGUCGGUAUAACCGCUUUUCUCCCGUCGAUCCGUGACUGGGAGAGUAAAGGUGUGCCAUACCUUAUUUAUUACGCCGUGCGAACUCCGGAAGAGGCUGCGUUUCUAGACCAACUCCCUGCAGACAAGACUAUACUAUAUGUUAGUUCAAGGGGCAAACGGCUUGACAUUAGAAGUGUCAUUCCGAAGCCCGGCCCGGACAAUGCCCAUCAAGCCCGUAUCUUCUCGUGUGGGCCAUCGCGCAUGAUGCAAGAAUGUGCACGGAUCACCUCCGAUCUCGGGUACCCAGAGCAUAUGAUUCAUUUCGAAGACUUCGGGGGCAGCGAGGGCGGUAACCUGGGUGAUGCGUUCGAGGUUGAAGUCGACGAACCAGACACGAACAGGCACGAGAUGUUGACAGUCCCUUCGAAUAAGACUCUGCUCGAUGUCCUGAAUGAAGCAGGGUUUGAUAUCGUAUACUCAUGCAAGUCUGGCGCCUGUGGUGCUUGUAAGGUCAAGGUGUGCCAAGGAGAAGUUGACUACAAGAGCACAGCGCUCCUUGUCAAGGAGAAGGGAAUUGCGUUACAGAGUUGCGUAGACCGUGGUGUUGGAAAGCUCAAGAUAGAGGUAGACUGA